This is a messenger RNA of Diospyros lotus (date-plum), 1102 nucleotides long. RefSeq lists its product as uncharacterized. The transcript has 6 exons. Lineage: Eukaryota; Viridiplantae; Streptophyta; Magnoliopsida; Ericales; Ebenaceae. The record is from RefSeq and is a predicted model, not a curated record. Gene Ontology annotation, molecular function: ubiquitin protein ligase activity; metal ion binding. The coding region runs from base 1 to 696 and encodes 231 amino acids.
AUGGCGAUCCGCGUUAUACAUCCCAUAGUCAGACCAGACCAGAACGGUUGGCGUUUCGGGCGAGCGAGGGGGAGAGAGUCGGCGAGGGAGUGGCCGGCGGCGGAGGAGAGGGUUAGAGGGGGCGAGGCGCCGCCGGCGGACGACUGCUGUCCCAUCUGCUUCGGCAGCUUCAUCGUCCCUUGCCGAGGCCCCUGCGGCCACUGGUACUGCGCUGAUUGCAUUUUACAGUACUGGAACCAUGGAGCAGCACUUCAGCCCUGCAAGUGCCCCAUGUGCUCUCAGAAGAUUACUAGGCUGAUCCCAGAUGCAUCAUUGGGCCACUGCCAAGGUGGUGAACUUUUGGAAAAUGUCCAGAAGUAUAAUCGUCUUUUUGUGGGAGGCACGCGUGGCCUCAUUAUGAAAGUGUCUGAGUUGCCAUUGCUCAUGAACAGAAUAAUUCAUGAGAUGAUGGAUCCUGAUGCAGCUGAUAACCCCCUUUUCAAAGCACGCCUGUUUGCAAUAUUUCUGGGUGCCCUCUAUACUGUCAGCCCUUUAGAUUUCCUUCCAACAGCAGGAUCGCGUUUGGAUGUUAUAGACAUGUUUGAUUACUUUGCUAUUGGGCUGGUUUCUAUCCUGUAUGUGGUUGGCCUUUACCGCAGACGGCAACGGUUGCAACAUGUGAGGCAGUUGGUAGCUGUGCAACCUGACACAAUUUGAUUAUCCCAACGCAAAUAUGGCACCGAUCCCCCCUACAUAUUCAUGUGCCAUGACAUCUCCUGGAUUAAUGAGAUUGUUAGUUGCAGGCUUGUGGCCCUUGUAGAUUUAGGCCAAAUCAACCUCACAGUAUGCUAUCGUGCUAAAUUUACUGAGACAGCUGUGCUCAAUUUGGAUGAUGUUGAUGUGCCUUUAAUUGUUGGUCCUGAAUUCAUAUAAAACAUCUCUUGGGAGUGGAUUUUUCUUUCUUUUCUGGUUGAACCAGACUGGCUGGAGCUUGUGAGCAAGCAUGAAAGGUUGUAUAUGUUGUGGUGAAGUUACUUUCCUGACCGACUGUUUCUGUAUAUAUUUGACUUGAGUUACAAACGAAGGCCAAGAACUUGUAUAUAUUUGUUCUGUAUUUUGUUAC